CUUGUUUUUCUUACUUCGAUGUCUGUUUGUAUUUCUCGUCUUAUUCAAUGUGUGUCAGUCGCGUCUUAUAAACGAAGUUUCAUCUGAUCUCGCGUUUAUCCGUGAGGAUUCCGCUGGGAUUUAUACACGUUGUUUGUCACAAGGAAGCUCUGUGCUGACGGACUUCCCACUUUAUUUUCAGUUUCUGCGGUGCAUGUGACUGAAGAUCGACACAAACAUGAAGAACAGCAGCAUUUGUGCGUUCAUUCUCGCUUGUUUUGUUGCAGGAGCGAGAAGCGACAAGCUGCUGAAGGCCACGGCGUACUGGGACUCGACCCACAAGGCCGUUCUGCUGAAGGAGGGCGUUCUGGACCCGCAGGGCGAUGCGUACGGGUACUAUAAUGACACGCUGUCGUCCACGGGAUGGGGCGUGCUGGAGAUCCGCGCCGGCUACGGUCAGACGGCGGAGCCGGACGACGUCACCAUGUUCCUGGCGGGAUAUCUGGAGGGUUUCCUCACCGCGCCGCAGAUUUUCGAUCAUUACACCAACAUGUAUCCGCAGCUGAUCACGAAACCCGAAACACUGGUGGCUGUGAAGGACUUCAUGUCGACGCAGGACGACUGGUCUCGGCGUCAGGUGAAGGGUAACACCACUGAUCCUCUGUGGAUUCACACGGGGCUGAUUCUGGCGCAGCUGGACGGACUGCAGGCCGGAGUCACCGACUGGGCCAAACAACACGGGAGGAAGCCUCUGUCCCAGUUUGCCAUCCAGUUCCUGAAUGCCAUCGGUGAUCUGCUGGAUCUGAUCCCGGCGCUGGUUCCCAGUGGGACGUCCAGCAUGAAGCAGUAUAAAGCUCCUCCCAUGGGCCACUGCUCUGCGCUCAUAAAGAUGUUGCCUGGCUUUGAGAACCUGUUGUUCGCUCACUCCAGCUGGUACACAUACGCUGCCACCAUGCGCAUCUACAAACACUGGGACUUCAGACUCAGAGAGCCGCAUACGGCCACCGGAAGACUGUCCUUCAGCAGCUACCCUGGGUUCCUGAUGUCUCUGGAUGAUUUCUAUCUGCUGGGCAGUGGUCUGAUGAUGACUCAGACCACCAAUAACGUCUUCAACACCUCGCUGUACUCCUACAUGACUCCUGCCAGCCUGUUCUCCUGGCAGAGGGUUCGACUGGCACACGCACUGGCAAACACUGGAGAGCAGUGGGCCAAAACCUUCUCCAGAUACAACUCUGGGACAUAUAAUAACCAGUACAUGGUGGUGGACCGGAGUAAAGUGAAUCUGGGCAGCAGUCUGGAGGACGGAGCGCUGACUGUGGUGGAGCAGAUCCCAGGACUGGUGGAGUAUUCAGACCAGACGCAGACGCUGCGCAGAGGUUACUGGCCAUCGUACAAUGUGCCGUUCCACCGUAAGAUCUACGAUCUGAGCGGCUACGAGCAGAUGUGGAAGAAGCACGGCGAGGAUUUCUCCUACGACCUUUGCCCUCGUGCCAAGAUCUUCCGUCGUGACCAGUCAUCCGUCAGCGACCUGAACUCCCUCAAACACAUCAUGAGAUACAACGAUUAUGAGAGUGACCCGUACUCGCGGGGCGACCCGUGUAAGUCCAUCUGCUGUCGUAAUGACCUGCAGGAGCAGAGAGCCAGUCCUGGAGGAUGUUACGACACCAAGGUCACAGAUCUGCACAUGGCUCAGGAUUUCGUAGCGGAGGCGGUGAACGGCCCGACCACAGAUGGAGGGCUUCCCGUCUUCUCCUGGGAGGCGUUCAACAGCACGUCCCAUCAGGGCCUUCCUCCGAAAUACAACUUCAGCUUCGUCCUGAUGCAGCCGCACCUCUUCCGCCCCUGAGGAUCAUGGGAUUUCACAAUCUAGCCUGCUUUUGAACUGAUUCUCUGUUAGAAAUCUGCACUAAAACCAAUCUGAACCCUUGAA
This is a messenger RNA of Carassius carassius (crucian carp), 1909 nucleotides long. It is a transcript of the gene plbd1a, whose product is annotated as phospholipase B domain containing 1a. Gene Ontology annotation, molecular function: glycerophospholipase activity. The record is from RefSeq and is a predicted model, not a curated record. Gene Ontology annotation, cellular component: extracellular region. The transcript has 11 exons. NCBI's taxonomy places the organism in Eukaryota, Metazoa, Chordata, Actinopteri, Cypriniformes, Cyprinidae. Gene Ontology annotation, biological process: phospholipid catabolic process. The coding region runs from base 218 to 1825 and encodes 535 amino acids.